Archocentrus centrarchus (flier cichlid) is the source of this 5896-nucleotide messenger RNA. It is a transcript of the gene mapk10, whose product is annotated as mitogen-activated protein kinase 10. The transcript has 14 exons. The record is from RefSeq and is a predicted model, not a curated record. Bases 467 to 1774 code for a protein of 435 amino acids. Lineage: Eukaryota; Metazoa; Chordata; Actinopteri; Cichliformes; Cichlidae. Gene Ontology annotation, molecular function: ATP binding; MAP kinase activity. Gene Ontology annotation, biological process: protein phosphorylation.
UUCCUCUUCCCUCCCUCUCUCUCUCUGUGCUCUGCUAGGUCCACAAUGGUACAGCCAGCAUCUUGCAGCACAAUGGUUGCAAGGUGGUGAGCUGAGGCAGAGUGAUUCAGCAUCAGCAAACCUCGGUUCCGUCCACCUCUGCCUUUUUUUUUUUUUUUUUGGUUUCUCGUCUUCUUUUUCGGCCUUUACCCUCCCUCUUUCGUCAUAUUAAUGAGCGUUUUUCAUUAAGACUUCAGCUAUGGUCACCGCAGUGUUUCCCGUCGGGAUGUUUUGAAAAGGACAGGCACUGGACUGGGAUCGUCAUCAACUGGCACGGAAUGGUAUUUAUGAGCAGACAUUUCUUAUACAACUGCAGCCAACCAGUCCUGGAUGUAAAGAUAGCCUUUUGUCAGGUGUGUGUUCCUUACAGGUAAAAAAGGGUUUUGGAAAACAAGUGGAUGUGUCAUAUAUUGCCAAGCAUUACAACAUGAGCAAAAGCAAAGUGGACAACCAGUUCUACAGUGUGGAAGUGGGAGACUCUACCUUCACAGUUUUAAAACGUUACCAGAAUUUAAAGCCCAUUGGCUCUGGAGCUCAGGGAAUUGUCUGUGCGGGCUACGACGCUGUCCUGGACAGAAAUGUAGCCAUCAAGAAGCUGAGCAGACCCUUCCAGAACCAGACCCAUGCCAAGAGGGCAUACCGGGAGUUGGUGCUCAUGAAAUGCGUCAAUCACAAAAAUAUUAUCAGUUUAUUAAAUGUCUUCACACCACAGAAAUCAUUAGAGGAAUUCCAGGAUGUGUACCUAGUGAUGGAGCUGAUGGAUGCCAACUUGUGCCAGGUGAUUCAGAUGGAGCUUGACCACGAGAGAAUGUCCUACCUGCUCUACCAGAUGCUAUGCGGCAUCAAACAUCUGCACUCGGCUGGCAUUAUUCACAGGGAUCUCAAACCAAGCAAUAUUGUGGUGAAAUCAGACUGCACCCUGAAAAUCCUGGACUUUGGUCUGGCCAGGACUGCAGGCACCAGUUUCAUGAUGACCCCGUAUGUGGUGACUCGAUACUACAGAGCCCCAGAGGUCAUCCUAGGAAUGGGAUACAAAGAGAAUGUGGAUAUUUGGUCGGUGGGGUGCAUUAUGGGAGAAAUGGUGCGCCACAAAAUCCUUUUUCCUGGCCGGGACUACAUUGAUCAGUGGAACAAGGUGAUCGAGCAGCUGGGCACGCCCUCACCAGAAUUCAUGAAGAAGCUUCAACCCACAGUGAGGAACUAUGUCGAGAACCGGCCAAAGUACGCAGGCCUCACCUUUCCCAAACUCUUCCCUGACUGCCUUUUCCCUGCUGACUCUGAGCACAACAAACUCAAAGCAAGCCAGGCUAGAGACUUGCUGUCUAAGAUGCUGAUUAUCGACCCUGCUAAGCGGAUGUCAGUGGACGAGGCCUUACAGCACCCCUACAUCAACGUGUGGUAUGAUCCGGCUGAGGUGGAGGCGGCCAGAGAUAACAUCCAAAUAUCCAUGCCUCCACCUCAGAUCUAUGACAAGCAGCUGGAUGAAAGAGAACACUCCAUUGAUGAAUGGAAAGAACUAAUCUACAAAGAGGUGAUGAACUUUGAGGAGAGAACGAAGAAUGGCGUUGUGAAGGGACAACCUUCACCUUCAGGUGCAGCCGUGAACAGCAGCGAGAGCCUCCCUCCUUCCUCCUCAAUCAACGACAUCUCCUCCAUGUCCACCGACCAGACCCUGGCCUCAGACACUGACAGCAGCCUGGAGACCUCUGCAGGACCCUUGGGGUGUUGCAGGUGACUAGCCGCCUGCCUGCGCAACCCCAUGUUCUUCCGAAGGUGAAGAACCCAACAAAUAUGACCACCAAAAAAUACAAAAAAAAAGAAAAAAAAAAAAAAGAGUAAAGAUCAAAAUUAUUAUAUUAAGAACAAAAACAUGAGUUAUAGAAACACAGAAUCUGAAAUUAUGAACUCUAAAGCCUGUGCAUUGUCACUGAAAAACAUCAGUGGUAUUCAAGUAAAUGAACUCAGAUAUAUGUUAAUGAGCCUCUAGUUGCUUUGCUUAUAUUACCCCUCAUAUCCUGUAUAUGGCAUCCAAUUGAAAUGGCCAAGCAUUUAGACUUGCAUCUCCUGUAAAGUGUAUAUUGGCUGGCUGCUGGUCUCUCAAUUCCUUACAAAAAAAAAGACAUUUAUGCUCCAAUCAAUGUGGCAAGGUGGGCUGCCAUUUUGCUCAUCAUUACUGCUAAAUACAGACUUCAGUACACCCCCUCUCCCCCUAUUCAACUCUUAUUUAAUUACACUUCUGUAUUUUAACAUCUAGGCUUCGUGUGAGACACCGCUGCCCUACACCCCCCCACCCCCACCCCAAAAAUGUAAGGUUUCCUGAUGUGUUUUCAUGUGGUAAUUCUGCAGGGAUGUGUUGCUGCUCUCACCAAGAGUGGCGCCCCCUGUGCUAACUUGUAAAUAUUGUAAUUCUGUACAGCUGAAGGGCACACAGAGUGGGACUGACGGCCAGUAAACUGGGAUUUUUUUUCUCUCCCCCAUUAGCACACCUUGCCACAUCACCGCUUUCCACCUCAGUUGCCCCUGCCUAUUGCUGUAGUCCUGCAUGAUUAGAUUUAAACAAUGCUAAUCUCACUGUAUGCUAAAAUGAGUCUGUAUAGAGACUUUUGUUUAUAUACAAUUUAAACUAACUGGGCACAGUAGGACGUGUGUGUGUGUGAGUGUGUGUGUGUGUGUGUUGGUGGACCACAGGCAGGCCAAUAAGACAUUAAUAAAAGUCUGAGCUGUUUAGGACUUAAAGGGCCAGUACACACAGAAAUAAGUUAUUCUCAUUGUGCUCAGACUUCACAAGACAACAUCUAAGAAGUCUAAUUUGUGUGUAAUGCCCCUUUUAUUUCCCCCGGCAGCGUAUGAUCGGUCCCUCCACCACAGCCCUGCAUGUCAUUGUUUACCAUUAACCCCUCACAGGCACAGGAGUUGGAUCGGUUUCACUGUGGAAUAACCACAAAGAACCUUUUCCUAUUUAUUUGACUCUUUGGAACAUAGAAGAGACAACAAGUGAUAGAGUACAGAGUUUUUAAAGACAGGUGAUGAGUGUUAACGUUGUAGCUACGGUUCGUCUUCUCAUCUACAUUAUCUCACUACACACCAUACAAAAAUGUUGCAAUAUGAAAAAGCAAAAGGAUCUCAAGCACCCAUCACAUGAUUUCAUAGCUGAAUGAUUCAUUUAUUGAUUGAUUUAUAUAUUUUUGAUAGAUGGAAUCUGAACAUGGCAAGUGCCUUUUGGAAUGAAGCAUUGCAGGUGCAGAAAUGAUAUAUUUUUCUUUCCCUCUGUUUGUUCUUGUUCUGCCUUAAAACUGUAUGAGUCCUCGAGCUUGACUUUUGUUUUUUCUCCUACAAAACUGAAUUAGCUUUGUUAAAUAAUGUAAUCAUAUUUUCUCCAGCUGGGGUGCCGGCAUACACGAAUACUCACAUGCAAAAUGCAUUUGCACUUUGCAGCAGCUUAGCAGCUGUACUGCUCUCAACUCAAGUUUACAUCCACUCAUUUAGGUUGCAUCUAACAGUGCAAACAGUGUGUUUGGACAGUGCCUGAUUUUAACUACUCAUAACAAGUCUUUUAGCUACAGUUAUGAAUGUGCAAGGGUUGAUUGCAGCUUAGGUAUUACUAAAGCUUUCUUUUAAUGCUUUAGACACAAAUGCACUCCAAUUAUGUGACCAGUAAGUUGUGUGUUUACAAUAUGGGAAGGAAAGAAGCAUUAACCCAGCAAAUGUACCCCCAUGUGGGGGCCCCAAGGAGGCAUAAACGCCUGUCUUUAACCCAUCUUCUGCCUGUCUUUACAUGUACACAUAAUGAAAUUGCUAAUGUCACAAAAGGGCAAAACUGCUAUAGGCCCCACAUGGGGUGUUUGUGGGCUUGCCCACAGACAACCCAUAUAGGGGCUCCAAAGGGCAAAACUGCUGUCAUGAGAUGUGGAAUAAGUGUGGAUUUGCCUUGCCCACGUGGCCCCAUAGUUUACCCAAAGCUACCCACUGCAGGCCUGCAUGGGUAUGUUUAUUGGGAUUUUGAUUUUACGGCCAUGUUUUCAUACACAUUUGUUGCAUUUGUAGACAAACAACCACUGAGUCAAAAAAAAAAAUAAAAAAUUGGAGGAGUGGUUCAUGGCAUUAUAUUUUGAGACAAUCGGGUAAAUGACGACAAUUGAAGAACACGCUCAAGAACGCUCAGACACUGACUUGUAAUGAAACAUGGAAAUGUCCAUAUGCUGCACAUAAAAGCAUGUAACAAAAACGUACACUUGUUAUGAGCUAGAUUCAGUCACUGCCAUCACACUGAGGAGAUGUGGAGGCAUCCUUGUCGCAUACUUAUUUCAGUGACAGUAUAAGUCUGUAACGUCCCGUUCAGCUGCUGCUGCACAAUACUGUAACUCUUUUUUUCGCAUGGAGUUUUGCAUACAAUCUCUCACAGCCCUCCAAAUAAUGGCGAUAACUUCAAAAAGCUACUUUGUUAACACUCUGUCUGCCUGUGGCUUGUGUACAGUGAACCACACACAGACUAACAGACUAACCUUCGCAGAGCUCAGAGGGUAACUGAGGUUGGCGUCUCCAGAAUAAGCUACGGCUAGCUUGGCUUUCUGUUCAGGGUCUGGCCAGGGCAAUCUUUUAAAACAGGGUGCAACUUUGAUGAAGUUCUUUGUGUUUUAAAUAAAAUGUUUUAAUGAAUUUCUCACAGAGGGGCGCAGUGUUUGAGUCGACCCCUGCACCACAAAUACACACAGUACUGUUGCAGUUUUUCUACAGGGCAUUUUUAACCAUCCAAACACAUUCUUCUUUCUGUAUCUUUACAUGUUUUGGUCACUGAGUACAAAUACUAACAUUACUAAUGUCUUGUUUUUAUCCCCCCUUUUUCUGAAUGUGAACUGUUUGAUCUUUUUAUAAGACAUCCCUCCAGACAAUUCUGUUGUGAUGAAAGGCGCUUUAGUCCUGGUAAAUAAAGCAGGAGAUUCAGCUGGGUUGUCAGCAGUGAAUGUAGAAAUGAAUGGCUUCACAAUCACGCACAUCAUUGCUGCUCUGUCCAUCAGCGUGUGUGUGUGUGUGUGAGAGAGAGAGAGAUUAAAUUAACCAGCAUUCAACACAAGCUGUAAAUUUGCGUUGAAAGGUGUGAUCUGGCGUCUGGACAAACGAUUUCACAGCACACGUCUUCAUUCGUUUUUUUUUCCUUAUUUCAAUACAAGUGAUCAUGACUUUUGUGCAAUUAUUUCUAAGAAUGUCAUUGGAGAGUCAGCACAGUUGUGUGUUUGGUAGUAGUUCAUGUGUGUAUUCAUGUUCUGUCACUUUGAAUUGAAUUAGAAAACCACUGUCAUUCCAAUUUCUCAUUUUUGGGGGGGUCUUAAAAUGAUCUCUUAUGGAUUCAGGAUUAGUUUGCGGUUUUAUUAGUAAGCUAAAGCCCAUUCAUAACGUUAUGAAAAAUGAUAACAUGUCACAAGUUGUACACAGCUGUGCCAACUUUAAAAAACUUUGGAUCCCCAACUUGGCAAUUUUCACCUUUUCUUUCAACUUCUAUUGUAAAUAACAGUUCAACAAUGCAAUAAACACUUUAUUGCACUCAGACAGGGAGGCAAGCUACUGCAAGGGGUCAGAUGCUAAAAUGUUUAGAGUCUUAAAUGUGGAACUCUACAAUGAUGAAACCCUGUAUAGCUCAUCUGAGUCAGGUGAUGUUGUUCUUCAGUUCUUUUCUGAUUCCUUCUCUCUUGUUUCUUUUACUCCGUGCUGUUUUAAUGAAUCAUUCCUUUGACAUUUGUCAGGUUAAAAAAAAAAAAAAGUGGAAACAACAACAACAACAACAAAAAAGAGAAAUGGUAUCGUUUCAGGCUGAUCUCGAAGCUUCAGGCUAUAGCGUUUCAAGUAAAGUCAAAAACAAAUG